Molecule: messenger RNA, 770 nt
Organism: Papilio polytes (common Mormon)
Lineage: Eukaryota; Metazoa; Arthropoda; Insecta; Lepidoptera; Papilionidae
Gene: LSm1
Product: U6 snRNA-associated Sm-like protein LSm1
Exons: 3
Coding region: 161-577 (138 amino acids)
Biological process (GO): deadenylation-dependent decapping of nuclear-transcribed mRNA
Cellular component (GO): P-body; Lsm1-7-Pat1 complex
Molecular function (GO): RNA cap binding
Source: RefSeq, a predicted model, not a curated record
UCAGUGUCAAAUUGACACUCAUUUAUCUGACCUAAUUCGAUUUGCGUGUUUGUUUGUUUUCAUGUUAAUUGUUUAUACAUUUGCCAUACAGUUUUCGUUCAUUGGGGAUAGAUUCCUCGUCGGUUCAAUAUAAAAUACUUAGUUCCAAGUAAAUAGCGAGAUGUCAAAUAAUGUUAAUCCUUUAGUCGGCACAGCGCAUCUACUUGAUGAAUUGGAUAAAAAACUCAUGGUACUUCUACGAGAUGGCAGAACUCUAAUUGGAUAUCUACGAUGUGUUGAUCAAUUCGCAAACCUUGUUUUACAUAAAACCAUUGAAAGGAUUCAUGUUGGAAAGGAAUACGGAGAUAUACCGCGCGGAAUAUUUAUAGUAAGAGGUGAAAACGUAGUACUUUUAGGAGAAAUUGACAAAGACAAAGAAGAUAACUUGCCAUUAACAGAAGUGUCGGUAGAUGAUAUACUUGAUGCUCAAAGACGGGAGCAAGAUGCAAAAAUAGAACAACAGAAAUUGUUGUCAAAGGCAUUAAAAGAAAGAGGAUUAAAUUUAUUAGCAGAUCUGGGACAUGAUGAUAUGUUUUAAAUUAAGUAAUUAGAUUUCUUUGUUACUUAUAUUAUUACUUUUAUAUUACGAGGGUGAACCAAAAAAUUCUUGGAAUCAAUAUUAAAAAAUGCAAUGAUUUAAAUAAUAAUAUUUUAUUUUUCUACAUAAUCUCCCUCCAAUGCAAUGCAUUUCGAAUAACGCGUUUCUAACUUCCAUAUUCCUUGUGAAAAAA